AUCAGAUCUUCCAUCAUUGAGUCGUUUGAGUUUGCUGGUGCCUUGACGUUGUUGAAAUCAAGGAGCAGCUGACUGUGCUCAUAGUUCUUGCUUCACCUGCACCAAUAUCUGACUAUUGUUCAACACUCUUCGGGUGACCUCGAACGUAGCAGCACGGCUGCAACGUGGUCCGCGCAGGGUCUUGGCCAUCUCUCGUCGUCAGCCUCAAGAAGGUCGAGGUGAAGUUCAACGCGUCUCCGCGGCGGCCCGCUAGCGUGAUCGACGUCAUUGUCACGCGCGCCCUGCCGCGAGAGGCCGGAAGCGGCCUUCACAGGCAGGAGCACAUUCCGCCAAACACCAACGCCGGUACGGCCAAGCGACGAUAUCUGGUUAGCAGCCAUGGCAUCCGCCAGCGACAUCCUCACCAUCACCAGCUCGCUGCUUCUGCGAGUGAGCAUCUGGAUCUUCUUGCGAUGGAUUCCCACCACAGUCGUUCCGCCGCUGGCCGCUGCGCUGACUGCCGUCUACAUUCCCGCCUUCUUCACGAGCUUCCAGGACACGGCCGAGUACAAGGUGAUAUCGGACGAGCUCGACAUCAUCGUCAAAGACACGAUUGAACGCGACGCGAGCGCCGAAGCCGAGCUGAUCGAGGGCGCCGAUGACGGGCCCUUGGAGGAACUCGAUGUGCGCGAAACGAUCAAGUACGAGGAGAGGCAGCCGGCGAUACUGAAGACCCUCCUGACCGGCCUGCCGAGUCCCUCGUCGGCGAUGUGGAGCUGGAUCACAUUCGGCAUCAACAUGGUGCUGCUGGCCAUGACGCUCGACGUCAUCUAUCGGCCAACGCUCCUGCACGACUGCCACAACGCGUCGUUUGGGCGCAUCGGAUACGUGUCAGACCACAGCGCGAGGGUCUUGGUCCGAGAGCCAUACGCGCACGACGUCAAGGUGCUCUACCGCUCCAUCGACGAGCUGAGUCGCUCGUGGAUGGAGAAGACGCUGAAGGCGUCCCAGCCUGGGUACUGGCUCACAAACGAGACCGACUUCACGUCUGUCAUUGAGAUCGAUCAUCUGCGCGCCGACACGCCGUACGAGUACGUCAUCAACACCUCGAGUGGCAACAAGACGGGGACCUUCACCACACCGCCGCGCCCUGGUCGCAUCUCGGCAUUCAAGGGUGACAAGUAUACAUUUGUCCACUCGAGCUGCAUCAAGCCUCGGGUGCCAUAUACGCCGGUCCAGCACCCGCUUGAAUUCCCAGGCAUGAAGCACCUCGCCAGCUGGAUCCACGAACUAAAGCCAUAUUUCAUGCUCUUCCUCGGCGACUUCAUCUACAUCGACGUGCCGCACAGACAGGGCAAGGAUGCAGAGACGUACAGGCGCGAAUACCGCCAGGUGUACUCGAGCCCCUCCUGGCCUGCAGUCAGCGACAACCUGCCCUGGAUUCAUGUCAUCGACGACCACGAGAUCCAGAACGACUGGAACGGCAACAUGACUGGGGUGGCUGUCCCUGCGUACGACGCCUUUACUCACUACAACGCUGCCGCCAACCCACCCGCUCACCGCAAGGGCGCAACCUACUUCUCCUUCACGCAGGGACCGGCCGAGUUCUUCCUCCUUGACACGCGGCGCUACCGCAGCCCCGCAAGCAAAGACCCCAACGACCCCCGCAAGACGAUGCUCGGCGCCACCCAGCUCGCGGACCUGCUGGCGUGGAUCGACAAAGAGCCGCCGCGCGGCGUGCACUGGAAGAUGAUUGUGACGGGCACGCCGUUUACGAAGAACUGGCAGUUCGGAUCGGAGGACACGUGGGGCGGGCACCUGUUUGAGCGACAGCGGGUGCUGGAAGCAGCGUGGGCGCACUCGUCGACGCACGGCGUGGGCGUCGUGGUGCUGUCAGGCGACCGGCACGAGUUCGCCGCCACUGCGUUUCCGCCGCCCGCCGACGGUCGCUGGCCUGCUAGCGCGACGGUGCAUGAGUUCAGCACUAGUCCGCUGAGUAUGUUUUACCUCCCUGUUAGGACGUACAGGGAGAUGGACGAUGCGGAUGUGACGAUCAAGUAUCUGCCCGACGGCGGGAGCAAGUUUGGCGCUGUGGAGAUUAGCACGCCGGCGCAUGGCGAACAGAGUCAUGUCAAUUACAGACUGUUCGUCGACGGGCAAGAGGCGUGGACGCAUCUUAUUUCCACGCCGCCGGGCAGGGAGGGGAGUCAUCGCGCGAGGGAUGCGGUGUGGGGGUGAUUUCGUGCGAGGCGAUCUAAUGGCCUGGGGUGGGUGGCUGCGGGAAGGCCAUGUACGUUCUAGCAACUCAAUCUCAUUCGAAGCAGCGGCCG
Didymella exigua CBS 183.55 is the source of this 2309-nucleotide messenger RNA. Its product is annotated as Metallo-dependent phosphatase. Lineage: Eukaryota; Fungi; Ascomycota; Dothideomycetes; Pleosporales; Didymellaceae. The transcript has 3 exons. The coding region runs from base 379 to 2217 and encodes 612 amino acids. The record is from RefSeq and is a predicted model, not a curated record.